AUGGACUUAGCAGAAGAGCUUCCAGCGGACUCUGCAGCCUCCGACGGCGGCCACCGCCACCAAGCACGGCGGACGAUAUGCUCCGCCGGUUGCGGUCGUCCUAUAAACGUGUGCCUCUGCCACGCCCUCCCUUCCUCGCCGCUCGCGACGGCCACAAAAGUCGUGAUUCUUCACCAUCCGCACGAGAGCAAGCAUAAGCUUGCAACGGUUCCUCUCCUGUCGAAAUGCCUUCAGAACUGCGAAAUCGUCGUCGGACGCAAGCUGAAGUACGGUCAAUCGAAGCUUCUCGAUUCUCUUCAUGAUCAUGCCUGCGAAAACCGCAAUUCGCCUCUCAAUCGAGUUGUUUAUCUCUUCCCUGGCCCAGAUGCUUUGCCAGUUGCUGAAGUUGUCAAUCAAGGAAACAACUCUCUCGGCGACACAGCCAUGUCUGGUAUCAUCCUGAUUGUUUUUGACGGAACUUGGAAGCACGCAAAGGAAAUGGUGGUUGCAAGUUCACCAUUUUUAUCAAAGUUUGCCAUUCAAGCUUGUUUGGAUUUUGAUGUUGAGGUUGGUGGAGGGACUAUUUUUGAUUCAGAAUUGAUUCUAAGGAAAGAGCCAUUUGGUGGAUGUAUGAGUACAAUGGAGGCAGUUGCCAGGUGUCUAAGAAUCCUCGAGCCAAAUGGGAUUGACAUCGAGUCGACUCUAAUCAAUGUCUUGAAAGCUAUGGUUAAUUUUCAGGCUUGUUUCUUGAAGCCCUUGAAGCCAAGAAGACACCUAAUGCAAAAUCAUGGCUGA
Messenger RNA from Andrographis paniculata, 774 nucleotides. RefSeq lists its product as uncharacterized. NCBI's taxonomy places the organism in Eukaryota, Viridiplantae, Streptophyta, Magnoliopsida, Lamiales, Acanthaceae. The coding region runs from base 1 to 774 and encodes 257 amino acids. The record is from RefSeq and is a predicted model, not a curated record. The transcript has 2 exons.